Molecule: messenger RNA, 486 nt
Organism: Stomoxys calcitrans (stable fly)
Lineage: Eukaryota; Metazoa; Arthropoda; Insecta; Diptera; Muscidae
Product: G-box-binding factor-like
Exons: 1
Coding region: 1-486 (161 amino acids)
Source: RefSeq, a predicted model, not a curated record
AUGUCAGCCAUGUGGCAAUCAAUGGAAAACCGCCCACAUUUGUGUUUCUCUUCCUGUCUUGGUUAUCGGAAGCUGUGCAGUAACAAAGUCAUAACCAGCAACAAUUACCAGCGGCACCAUCAAUGUCAGCUACAGCUACUACGCAGCCAGAAUCAACAGCAGCAGCAGCAACAACACCAUCGUCACCAACAUCACCAUCUGAUUCGAUGUAAUCAUUGUCGUUAUUAUCAUUUAAAGCUCCAUGGAUGCUGUCUCAUUAAAGACUUAAAAUCACAGACGCCACAACAGCAAGAAAAACAACUGCAAAGGCAGUUAAGUGCUCUGAAACUACUUAAGCCAAGGCACGUUGGCCACAAAUCCCCUUUGAAGCAAGCCACAAAAGGAGUAGGAGCCGGGGAAGGAGAAGAACGGCUGCAAGCCCACCGUGACCAUUGCCAACACAACCACAAAAGCCACCGCCUCGAACAGCGAAACAAUCAGUUUUAA